GUGUUCGUUCUUUGCUGCUUCUUUGUAAAUAUUGAGAUUUUUUGCGAUAAAAUAAUUUUAUGAUAGUGUUAAACUAAUUAUAUAAAUAAUAUUUUGAUGUCUUUAAUAGUAACGAAAGCGGCUCUAGCGUUGAAGAACGCGGAAUCCAAUUUUGAAGUAGUAAAAUAUGAAUCGCAUAAACCUAAAAAGAAAGCACUCGAAAGUAAAGAUACACCAGAAUCAAGUGAUAAAGUAGCACGAAAGAAGGAAUUAGAUUUAAAGAGAGUUCGUCAUGAAAUAGUAAAAUUUGGAAUGUCAGGUUUUGAUGCUACAAAGAAGGAAGAAGCAAAAAUAGCACUAGCUGUAAGUUUAGGUGCAAAACCCCCUAAAAGGGAAUAUGUAAACUACAAAGACUUGAUGGCAAAUAGGAAAAAAGAAAAAGAGAAGGAAAAACAGGAAAAGCAACUCAUGAUGGCCAAAACAGUGUUUGCUAAUAAAACUAAAAAGAAGAAGUCACAGAAUAAUGAUGUGGGCCACUUGUUGAGCAGUUACGGAAAGGUGCAGAAAAAGGACCUUCAGAGCAAAGAAACAAAAGGAAAAGGGAAGAAAAGAAAAAAAUAAGAUCUAAAGAUG
Aricia agestis (brown argus) is the source of this 612-nucleotide messenger RNA. RefSeq lists its product as uncharacterized. NCBI's taxonomy places the organism in Eukaryota, Metazoa, Arthropoda, Insecta, Lepidoptera, Lycaenidae. The record is from RefSeq and is a predicted model, not a curated record. Bases 97 to 600 code for a protein of 167 amino acids. The transcript is spliced from 3 exons.